GACCGCGUCCUCUCUUCUGCCGCCCAGUUCCCGCCCUGCUCGCCUGUCGGCGUCCUGCCUCCUACCCGCGACCCCCAGGGUCUCCGAGCCUAGAGGCGCUGUCCUCUCGUGCACGCGGUCCUUUCUGCGGCUUCCUUCCUCGCCCGGCGCGGCACGAACAGCGGGACCAUCCGGGGCCCGGCGUGGGGAGCGCGCACGGCUCCCCUUCCAUCCCCCGGGCGGACCAACGGCUCCGCCUCCCAAGAGGCCCGGGACGCGGGUGGAGGCGCCAGGGGAGGAGGCCGUUGCCCCUUCGGUUUCGUGUGGCUCGGGCGCGUGAAGUUGGGGGCUGCACGUGUGAUGGGUGUUGAUGGCCGGGAGGCGGGUGGGGGGCUCCAAAGCCCCGGAGAAAGAGUUCAAGAGGACCAAUGUGUCCGCAGUAGAGCUCGAUCCCAAGUAUUGGGCUUGGCAGCGAAGGAAAACCCGGAGAAGUGGGCCGGAUAAUACAGGGAGGGCGGAGGAUACCUCCUCCGACCUGCUCAAGCACCCCCACCCCCAGUCCAGGAGGCUGAUGGGUUCUGCAACCAGUGACUCCCUCGCUAUCUCACGGGAAAACUCGUCCAUCAUGUCGCAGGAUGGAUACCUUGAGGAUUCAGGCUACCUCAAGUGUGACACAGAUGAUGCCUCUGAAACCCAUGAGGAGAGCCUGACAGAAGAGGCCUUCAACACAGUCAACUCCUCCAUUGUGUCUGGCGAGAGCAUCCGUUUCUUUGUCAACGUCAACCUCGAGGUGCAGCCCACCAAGGCUGUAGACAGUGAGUCGUCUGGUGGCUGUGGGCUCCUCCACACCUCUCGGAAGUACCUGAAGUUAAAGAACUUCGGGGAAGAGAUCCGAGCGCACCGAGACCUAGAUGGCUUCCUGGCACGGGCCAGCAUCAUCCUGAACGAGACAGCCACCUCGCUGGAUGAGGUGCUGCGGGCCAUGGUGCUCCGCAUAGUCUACAACCCCCGCACCAUUGAGCCUGACUGCAACUUGGACAUGCUCAUGGCCAUGCUCUUCACUGAUGCUGGGGCCCCCAUGGAGGGUAAAGUUCACCUGCUGUCAGAUAUCAUCCAAGGAGUCACUUCCACAGUCACAGGGGUACAGUACCAGCAGUCAUGGCUCUGCAUCAUCUGCACCUCCAAGACCCUACAAAGGCGGCACGUUUGCAUCAGCCGCCUGGUUCGCCCGCAGAACUGGGGGGAGAAUUCCUGUGAGGUGCGAUUUGUCAUCCUGGUGCUGGCCCCACCAAAGAUGAAAAGCACCAAGACUGCGACAGAGGUGGGGCGCACCUUUGCCACCAUGUUCUUGGACAUCACCUUCCGCCAGAAACUCCUGAAGACCCACACAGAGGAAGAAUUCAAGGAGGCCCUAGUACAUCAGAGACAACUGCUCACCAUGAUGGGCCAGGUUCCAAACCCCACCGCAUCGAUCUACAGCAGAAACUCCAACUCCCAGAAACCCCAGCAUCCCAUACAGCACAACGAUUUUUUCCCUGUGGGGAAGGGCAUCCGGGAGGACUUCGCCCGCAGGUUCGCCGUGUACUCAAUGGACUUCACUGAUGGCAUUAUCGGGAAAAACAGGACUGUGGGCAAGUACAUCACCACCACUCUGUUCCUCUACUUCGCCUGCCUCCUGCCCACGAUUGCUUUUGGGACCCUCAAUGAUGAGAACACCAAAGGCGCCAUCGGUGUGCAGAAGAGCAUGGCUGGGCAGAGCAUUGGAGGCCUCUUGUAUGCACUCUUCUCUGGGCAGCCGUUGGUGGUGCUGCUGACAACUGCGCCUCUGGCCCUCUACACUCAGGUGAUCCGUGGCAUCUGUGAUGACUACAGUCUGGACUUCAACACCUUCUAUGCAUGGAUAGGCCUGUGGAACAGUUUCUUCCUUGCAGUUUAUGCCCUCUUCAACCUCAGCCUGAUCAUGAGUCUUUUCAAGAGGUCAACAGAAGAUAUCAUUGCCUUGUUCAUUUCCAUCACAUUUGUGCUGGAUGCUGUCAAGGGCAUGACCAAAAUCUUCCAGAAGUACUACUAUGGCAACCAACUUGGGAAUCGCAGCUUAGGUCACAAUUCCCUGGUUAGCCUGCUGGACCUUGGCACCAGCCUCAACACCAGCCUCCUGGCCAGCCCGCUGGAACUGAACCCAGAGAGCAGCCAAUUACCUGAGCAACCACACCGGGACACUGCCGUGCUCAGCCUCCUUAUCAUGCUGGGCACGCUCUGGCUGGGUUACACCCUCUACCAGUUCAAGAAGAGCCCCUACCUGCACCCCUACAUGCGGGAGAUCCUGUCAGACUGUGCCCUGCCCAUCGCUGUGCUCACCUUCUCCCUCAUUGGCUCCUAUGGCUUCAAGGAAAUUAAGAUGAGCAAAUUCCGCUACAACCCCCGUGAGAGCCUGUUUAAGAUGGCGGAGAUGCACUCGCAGUCCCUGGGAGCCAUCUGCAGUGCCAUGGGCCUCGGCUUCCUGCUCUCUAUGCUCUUCUUCAUUGAGCAGAACCUGGUGGCUGCCUUAGCUAACGCACCAGAGAACAGGCUAGUGAAGGGCACAGCUUACCACUGGGACCUCCUGCUCAUCGCCAUCAUCAACACGGGGCUGUCUCUGUUUGGGAUGCCCUGGAUUCAUGCUGCCUACCCCCACUCCCCAAUGCACGUGCGGGCACUGGCUCUGGUGGAGCAGCGUGUGGAGAGUGGGCAUGUUUAUGACACGAUCAUGAACGUGAAGGAGACGCGGCUGACCAGCCUGGGCGCCAGCAUCCUAGUGGGCCUCUCCCUCCUGCUGCUGCCCGUCCCGCUGCAGUGGAUCCCUAAGCCUGUGCUCUACGGCCUCUUCCUCUACAUUGCCCUCACCUCCAUCGAUGCCAACCAGCUCUUUGAGCGUUUGGUCCUACUGCUCAAGGACCAGGCCUCAUACCCACCCACCCAUUAUAUCAGGAAGGUGCCUCAGAGGAAGAUACACUACUUCACGGGGCUGCAGGUCCUGCAGCUGCUGCUGCUCUGUGCCUUUGGCAUGAGCCCCCUGCCCUACAUGAAGAUGAUCUUCCCCCUCAUCAUGAUUACCAUGAUCCCUAUCCGCUACAAACUGCUGCCCCUAAUCAUUGAAGCCAAAUACUUGGACGCCAUGGAUGCUGAUCACUGAGCUGCUGACUGGCAGGCCCUGGCCACUCCCUGUUGGUUGGUUCCUCCUGGUCUUCCUAGCCCGGCUGUGACUUUUUGUGGGGAGGUGUGGGUGUCUUGGAGUGCUGCUCCAUGCUGCCCCCCUCACAGCUGUCCCAAAGGCCUAGGGCGUGUGUGCAUUGUGGGGGUUCCAUGGAGUGUGCCUGUACUUCCCAUUGCCUUUUGCUUUGGGUCAAAACUGCUCAGGGCAGCUUCUGCCCAGGGUGGGACUAAGUAGGAUGGAUUUUCUUUUGAUAAAAGAGUCAGAUGCCUGAAAGAGAAACCAUUUCCUUGAUUGUAUAAGGAAUCUGCUGUAUGCACAUUAGAGAAUAAAGCUCCUGUUUCUAUGCUGCUA
Messenger RNA from Myotis brandtii (Brandt's bat), 3523 nucleotides. RefSeq names its product solute carrier family 4, sodium borate transporter, member 11 (gene SLC4A11). The coding region runs from base 350 to 3151 and encodes 933 amino acids. Gene Ontology annotation, biological process: monoatomic anion transport; transmembrane transport; monoatomic ion homeostasis. NCBI's taxonomy places the organism in Eukaryota, Metazoa, Chordata, Mammalia, Chiroptera, Vespertilionidae. The transcript is spliced from 20 exons. Gene Ontology annotation, molecular function: solute:inorganic anion antiporter activity. Gene Ontology annotation, cellular component: basolateral plasma membrane; plasma membrane. The record is from RefSeq and is a predicted model, not a curated record.